Pleurotus ostreatus (oyster mushroom) is the source of this 366-nucleotide messenger RNA. RefSeq lists its product as uncharacterized. The coding region runs from base 1 to 366 and encodes 121 amino acids. The transcript is spliced from 2 exons. Lineage: Eukaryota; Fungi; Basidiomycota; Agaricomycetes; Agaricales; Pleurotaceae. The record is from RefSeq and is a predicted model, not a curated record.
AUGGUCUGGGUGUCCAACCAAUCCGGCACAUGCCUCAACGUCUCCAUCUCCUCCGCGCACACCUCCGGCGGCAACCCUGGCUUCUUUCCCGUCGAGCACGAGCUGGAGAACUGGGCUGUGAACCACUGGCACCGGGCGGCGGCACCCAGCGAGACCGCCGUCGUGCACCUGCGGAACACGACCGCGACGAUCACGGAUGUGAAGGGGAACGACCUCCUCGUGAUCUUCGGGAACACGUGGCUUAAAGUCCCGGACGUGCUGGUGAGUUAUGAGUUCAAGUUGUUUGGCAAGGGCACUUCGUCUAAGUACGCCGCGUUGCUUCCGACUGGCGACAAGCGCAUGGCAGUCCUCUUUACGGCUCAUUGA